AUGCCCCCCAAACACCGCGACGGCGAUGUCGUGGCCGUCAUCCCCGGCCAAUUCAUCUCCCACGCACACACCAUCUCUGCCUAUGCCGCCUUCCUGAGUGCCCUCAUCGUGGGCAUGUGGCUUCACUACCACAAGAUCGUCGAGAACGAGCACUUCGGCUACCCUAUUGAAUGGUUUCCAUCCGUCAGCGCAACCAUUGGCGACCGAUACCCCGAACGAUCCUUCUUUCAGGUCUUCAUCGCAAUCUGCUCGGGUCCGCGGUUCGCCCUUGUUUUCCUGUGGUACUGUCUGGCGAACAAGCCUGGCAGCACUUUGCCCAAGUUUGUUGCAGGAGUUGGUGUAUUCAGGACAUUGACCUGCGGAGGAUGGACAUAUGUCACGAGCACGGAUGAUCACGAUUGGCAUGACAUCUUCAUGAUCAGCUACUUAGUAGCGACUUUACCAUGGACACUGGGUUGUUUGGCACUGAGUCCGCCUAAUCCGCAGGCCAUCAAGUACCGCAAGUACUUGGGUGGUGCUUUCUUUGGUACACUCGUGCCAUUAAUCUACUUCUUCAUCCAACACAAGGUGCACAAGGUGCCUGGAGCAUACACCAUCUACGCCUUCUUCGAAUGGUCCCUCGUUCUCCUCGAUGUCGGCUUUGAUGCGAUCACUGCCCUGGACUUUAGCACAUUCGACCUCGUUGUGAAGGACACCAAGGGCUUGAGCAGAGGUGAGAAACGAGUCGAUCGUGUUCUUGAGAAGAACAAGGACAAAGCAAUUGGCCAAGUGUUCGACGACAAGUUUUCGACUGACGAGAUGCUCGAUGCUGCGGCAGAUGUCUACCUUGGCUACACCUUUUGGACGAUCCUGACCUCGCUCGGCGUUGUUGUGUGGUACUUCCCACUCUGGCACAUGGGUAUCUCUGGCUACGAAGUUGCUGUCAUGUCGACAAUUUCACCACUUCUGCUAGGCGUUCCUCCGAUCCGCCGCAUGGCCUUGAAAUCUGUGCCUACAAUACUGUUGACCACUAUCGUCGGGCUGCUCGCAUACCUCAUCAAGUCACCUGAGCUUCGUCUCGGUGCAGUAAGCUUCGCAGUCUGGCAAGGAUGUCUUGGGUGGGUCGCCGCCUGGUACAGCAAGCGCAACAGUCCUGCAAUGCUCGAAGCCAGAGUCUCUGCCUGGUUGAUCGGCCUCAUCGCCAGCAGCAUUUCAAAGUUCGCAUUCUGGACGAACAAUCCACUCUGGCCUAUCAUGAACGAGGCCAAUGGUGGUCUGAACAAGACCGGUCUCUUCCUCUUCGUGCUAGCACUGCUCCGUGCUUUCCAAAAACAGUCAAAACACAUUGACAGUGCACCGAUCGAGAAGCCAAAGGGUCCCUCCAUCUUUGCAGGCCUGGGUCUCGCCGGGGCUAUCUUCGGCCUUCAUUCUCUACUGUCGGACUCCAGCACUAUGAUCUUAUGGGUCUGGGAAGGAUACCCCGUUCGUGGACCACUCGCCGUGCCACACGGUGCUGUGACGAUUCUCGCCAUGGGUGUUGGACUCCUUGCGGGUCUUUGGUACCCGAACGUCGUGCGAAGCUGGGCAGCUUUCGGCAUUGGCUCGAUCGGCGCUGCAGUGUUGACGACGUUCAGCAACUGGACCGGAUACUACGGCGGCCUUGCCCUAGCUGUCUACCUGGUGGCGAUCACCCCUGUGCUGAUCAGCAACGCAGUGCGAUUUGCCCCAGGCCGAACCUUCUUCGUGGCUUUCUUCUUUUACAACUUCUUGGUUCUGUUCCACGUCUGGGUCGUGGCAUAUGCAUUCGUGCCUGGUGGUCCGCUUGUGCGUGAGCAUACUGAUUGGGUCAUGGCUACGACCAUGGUCAUGAUCGGGUGUGGUGUCUUCUCGACGAUCCAGAACAGUACGCCGGUCAGGCAGAAGUCCUUCCAGCCAAUCCAAAGUCCAGCUGCGAGGAGACAGCGAAGCUACUACAUCUACAUCCUACUUGCUCUGCAACUGCUCAGCGCGAGCGUAGCGUACCUCCGCUUCCCAAGCUACGAUUACACUCCUUACCACCAGGACAGCAAACUCAUCACUGCCGGCAUCUGGACGAUCCACUUCAGCAUCGACAACGACAUGUGGAGUUCUGAACGUCGCAUGGAGUCGCUCAUUCGCGAGAGCGAACUUGAUGUCGUUGGUUUGCUGGAAUCAGACCUUCAGCGCAUCAUCAUGGGUAACCGUGAUACGACCCAGUACCUUGCAGAAGAGCUCGGUAUGUACGUUGAUUUUGGCCCGGGUCCCAACAAGCACACUUGGGGCAGUGCGCUCCUUAGCAAGUUCCCCAUCGUGAACUCUACACAUCAUCUCCUCCCAUCACCAGUCGGCGAAUUGGCACCUGCCAUCCACGCCACAAUCGACGCAUACGGCGAACUGGUGGACAUCUUCGUCUUCCACUCCGGCCAAGAAGAAGAUCCCGAGGACCGCCGUCUCCAAUCAGAGUACCUCGCAAACCUGAUGGGCUCAUCACCACGUCCAUCAAUCCUCCUCUCAUACCUAGUCACAAGGCCCAAUGAGGGCAACUACAACACAUAUGUGUCAGAACGCAGCGGCAUGAAAGACAUCGACCCGACCGACUGGGAUCGAUGGUGCGAGUACAUCCUGUACAAGGGCAUGAAGCGAACAGGCUAUGCUCGUCUCAGCAGAGGCACGAUCACGGAUACUGAGCUUCAGGUGGGCAAGUUCCGGGUCGGAGCGCCCGAGGACACGAGUAAUAGGAUGGUACAUGAGAAUGAGGUUCCUUUUGAUAUGAGGUUCCCGACUCUGUUCAGAGGGCAGGGCGUCAGGGGGCAUAGAUAUCAUGUGUUUGAUGAGCCGAGGUAUUAUGCUUAG
This is a messenger RNA of Fulvia fulva, 2850 nucleotides long. RefSeq lists its product as uncharacterized. Gene Ontology annotation, biological process: GPI anchor biosynthetic process; fungal-type cell wall organization. Gene Ontology annotation, cellular component: endoplasmic reticulum. NCBI's taxonomy places the organism in Eukaryota, Fungi, Ascomycota, Dothideomycetes, Mycosphaerellales, Mycosphaerellaceae. Bases 1 to 2850 code for a protein of 949 amino acids. The transcript is spliced from 5 exons. The record is from RefSeq and is a predicted model, not a curated record.